AUGGCAAGUUGUAGUCUCUUAUUAAGGCAUCGGGAUAUAAUUUGUGACACUUCUCUGUACCAGACUUACCAAAUCGAUCUCUUAACAGUUCACUAUAUUAUGAAUAAUGAGAUGUAUGGUAACAGUAAUAAUCAGUUUGCACCAGCGAAUUCACAGCAAAAUGCAAAUAAUAUGAAUUUGGCAGCUUUUUAUCUUCAAGGACAAUUGGGAAUACCACCACAGCCUUAUUCAUUAUAUUCAGGCCAGUUUGCUCAAGCACAAUUACAUCAUCAAAUUGAACUUGCAAUGGUUGCACAAAAUGCACAGAUGCAAGCGAUGCAGCAAGCAUACCAUCAACACGUACAGCCACAAACGCAACAAAACCUACAUCAAACUUCCCAACAAGUUCAGAUGAAUGCAGUUUCACAAUUAUCUCGCAUUAAUGCGUUAAGACAACCUUUAAAUCCUUCAUCUCAAAAUUCUAAACCUUCUGCGACAUCAAAACCGCCAUCUGUUAAUCGACAUCGCAAUCAUAUGGACUUUUCACUAAUGGAUUCUGAUCCUCGUCGGCGCCCGUCAUUGAUAUCGGAUUUCGCUGCACUACCUGGAGCCUCAACUUUUAAUCGUUUUGAUCCUGUUGAAAGGAGAGAAUCGAUGUCAGAAGAACAUAUGCGUGCUGUUGGAUCAUUAGUUUCACCUGUUAGUGAUGAAACUCUUGAAAAGAAAAAGAAUGCUUUGACUGAUAGACUGGAAAAUGUGGAAAAGGAAAAAAAGAGCCUUGAUGCACAACGGACUAAUCUUUUGCGAAAAAAGGUGAAAGAGAUGCAUGAAUAUGAAAAAGCAAAAGAUUCUUGUAAGGAAGGACAAGAUGAAAAAGAAAAUGAAGAUACUUUUGAUGAUGAAAUGGAUCCUACAAGAAGUCUUAUCGAAAAGAUUUAUGCGGAAAAUCGAAGGCGAGCAGCUGCAUGUCAUGCCAAAGAUGAACUGCGAGUGCGCCCUCUUAAACCAUUUUUUCUGCCAUCUGGUUAUCCUAUUGUACAAAAGACGAUUGAGAAUCAUAAAUUAGUGAAUGAUUUUUUGGUAAAAAAGUUAAUCGAAAGAAAUCGUUUUGAUGCAAUUAGACAACAAUUUAUUACUGAUCGAUAUAAAGCCUUAUAUGAAGAAUGGCAAAAAAAUGAUGAGCGUUAUUGUAAAAAUGCAAAAAAAAUAUCAAGAAACGAAAAAAAUCGCGAAAUUUAUGAACGUACAUUCACAGAGGUGAAGAAAGCUCGUGAAGAAAAAGAAAAAAAUCGAAGCGAACGGAGUGAAGAGGAGGAAGAAAGAAGACGACAGUUUUCUGCAGUAAUGCCACCAACCAUGCUCAGCAAAUACGAUCGCCAAAAGAUAUUUUAUAUUAAUUUAAAUGGCGUUGUGAAAGAUGCAGCGAAGAAAGCCCGUAGCGAAUACGAUGAUUUCAUGUCUUUUUGGACCGAAGAAGAAAAAAAUAUAUUCACAACCCAAAUAAUUGUGUAUGGCAAAAAUUUUGCUGCAAUAGCGGAAUUUUUGGAACGUAAAUCCGUUAAGGAUUGUGUCUGGUAUUAUUAUUUGACAAAAUAUCGCCUGAAUUAUAAACAGAAAAUUAAGAAAAGGAAAAAGGCAUUCAAAAAUUAUCGUGCACCUGUAAUGCCACGUUUUGAAGAAAUCGCGCAAAAUAUUACUCAGGAAGUUAACGAUGUUGUUGUCACUUCACAUAACAGACCUGAGUGUUAUUUAUGUAAACGAAAGAUUGAUAGUGGAUCAAAUCCUGGUCGUGUGCUUACACGAGCUUCGUAUGAAACAUAUGGGAUCGAUCCAAGUCAAGCAAAAUCUACCGAUAUGCGAGUGUGUGCAAGAUGUCAAGUAAAAACAUCUAAAGCAAGAAUUGCACUAACAUUUAUUCUACAAAAUAUUUUACUAAAUGCCAUUUAUUUUUGUAUUUACAGUCGUUGUCAAGUGGGAACAUGCAGCAAUGCGAGACGUAAAGUUCGAGCAAGUCGUUCAAUGCCGGUUAAAUGGAAAGCAGCUACACAUCUUCAGCGUGAAUAUCUUAUGGAUAUUUUUUCAUUUCGUGAGGAUAUUACUAAAUGCUGUACUACUUGUCACAAGAAAAUUUCAAAAAAAUUGGAUAUGGUAAAUUAUGGAUUAUUGAGAUCUACUUUGGCUUUUUUAUUGAUUUUAAUUUGUUAUAUCCUGUUCAGUGGUCUGCUUGCAAAAGAGAUAAAACAGUGGGAACAGACCUCGAAGAUACCUGUCACAUCAGAAGAUAUCACAUUGCUUCAAAAUAUUGUUGCCAAAGUUGGCAUAAAUGAUUGGAAUUCUGUUGCAGAAAAGAUGCAAAAUGAGCAAAGAAAUUUUACAGCUGCGCAAUGUAAGGAGCAGUAUGAAAAGGUGAUUGGUGACAAACAAAAGUUCAAAACUGAUAACAUCGAAAGCGAGGAAGAAGAAGGGUCAGAUAGUGAAAAAGGAAAACCUAAUUCACCAUUCGAUCAUAAAAAAGAUAGUGGAGAUCGCGGUAAUGAUCGGAGCGGUGAAAGCAGUGUUACUCUUAGCGCGGAUGAAGGUAAUAAUCAAGAUGAUUAUAAUGCACCAUCUCCUGGACUCUCGAAAUCAUCGCCAGUGUACAAACCUCGGUUUCAAGGAAGUUCAGGAACAACAGCGGAAGAUCAAAUUGUUGUAGAUACUAUGCCCUUUGCAAAAGAAGAGGACCGUGCUGACUUUGCAUCGGGCGCGAAUGUUUCGCUUUUAGCCACUACGAAAUGUGAAGCUAUUUCUGCAAAUACAAAAAUUGGUGAUAAUGAAACGUCUAAAUUGGCAGAACUGAUCGCUUUGGGAAAUAAAAUUUCACCGACAGAUACACCUAGUCCUACAAUGCCUACGAAUACGGUUGGAUUGCCACAUUGCUCAUUUUCGCUUCCAAAUCAAUCUACAUUGAGGCGUAGCAAUGAUUCACUACUUACUGCUAAUUCUACAUCUAACCAGAUUCCCAGUGGAACCAAAAAAGCUGGUGAUUCACUUUUUGCAGCAACAGCUAAUCAAAAACGUACCGAUUCAUCCAGUUCAUCAGUUGGUAGCGGAAUAUCAACAGGCGACGGUACGCCAGUAUUAAGACCACUAUCGAAUCCAAGUAUUGAAUCAUUGCCAGAGAAGUCAAGAUCUGUUCAACCAAUACCGUCCAGUCCUUCAACAUUUUCAGCAGCGCAGUUGGCUGCAAUGUCCUCGAGCUCUCAGUCGUUUGCAUCUUCAUUAAAUUUUGCUGGUCAGCAGAAGCCAACAGUUCCAUUCGGUAAUGCUGCUAACGAUAUUGCUUCACUUGCAAAUUCAUUUAAUCAGUAUAAUCAGCUGUUGAAUGUAGAUGGAUCUUCUCAAUAUGCAUUUUUGAAACUGCUGCAGCAACAGCAGCAACAAAAUGAAUUAGAACGUAUUCGCUUAAGCAUGCUACAAAAUAGAGGUCUUAAUCCCAAUUUAUUAGACUUUUACCAGUUUUCUGUGAAUUUUCCUGAGUUACACGCACUUCUCCAGCAACAGGGUGCUUUAUCUAAUGAACAAAAGUUAUUCCAAAUUCAACUUUACCACCAACUUCUUCAACAAAAUGCAUUGAAACAGGGCAAUAUGCACCAGUCUAUAAUCAAUCCUUUCUUUCCUGGUCUUACAGCGGCAGUUCGAACGCCGCUACAAUCGCUUUCUUCUACAUCAUCCGAACAACAACAACUUGUCCAGUCACAGACGCCUGGUAUUGCGAAUACUGAUGCUCGACAUAAGGUCACCCCCUCUAAUAGUCAAUUAUUCAGUGAUUUGCGAAGUGCUGAACAAAUGCGUAAAGAACGUGAAGAAACGGCAAAACAGUUGGACAAGCAAAGACAAGAUGAAGAAGCACGGAUGAUAGAGCAGUUAACUAAAGCCCAUACCGCCGAAUUCCAUCGACUUUUAGCAGAAAGACCUGAUUUAAUUGCCCAUUUUCAAAAAAUGGAAAAGUUGCGUGAACAAAAUAACGCCAGGCAAGCUGGUCGUAGCUAUCAAGGCGAGUUAAUCCAGGCCCAUCUAAGACCAUCGGGUGUAAUUGUUCGUGGCGCAGGAGAGGAUCGAACUGGUGGCAUUGGUUUGGUCAGCAAAGGAGCGAUGAAAGAAUUCCCUCCAUCCGUCGCUAAGUCGUCGAUAAAUCCUAUGCCAGAUAUAAUUGCUCCAUCUCAUUUAUCAUUUCCUCCCCAUGGCCUUAUUGGAAUUAAUCGACCUCAAAUGGAUUUAUCGUUCGGCGCGAAGGCUGCAGCUCAACUUCAGUCAUCCAAGAUUCAGUCGCAGCAGUCCCAAAGCAAUCAUUUGUUAGCAUCGGAACUCUCGUCAGCAAAUCAAUUAAUAAAGCAUGGUUCAACUUUAAGAAAUGAUUCACUGUUCAAUCAUCUCAAUCAAAGAAAAGUUGAUAGUGCAGUACAAGAAAAUGUUACAUUUCAUCAAAAUAUUCGAGGGACUUCAACCGGUGAUGAUCGUGCGAUAGAUUUUUUAAAUUCGACUCCAGAGUUAAAACGAAAAUCAGGAAUUCAUACCGUUUGUAUUCCGUCUGUACCGAGUAUGCAUCACUCAAUGGCGAUAAAAAAUCCUUCAUCAUCACAACGUCGAACUUUAUCACCAACCAUUACCAUCAGACAUCCAUCAACGGCUAUGAGCACUUCGGUUUCUGGGCAGUCAAAGGCCGUUUCAGUUUCUGGCACGCAUACUUCUCCUUCACCACAUUUAAUAUCUACAGCUGAUCGGAUGGCACCUCGAAGUUUAGAUGGUAGUAUCCCUCCAUUCGCGCGUGCUUCUAGUCCACUUGUGGUAUCUUCAAUCCAGUCUAUGAUUUCUCCAAGAACUCCUAUGUCUGUGAAUUCGAGUUUGACUAGUCCAUCUCAGACGAUUCAUUCUUCACCACAACCUUCGUUCCGAGGAAUAACACCUGGUUCUCCAUAUCAGCAACCAUCUCCAACCUUGGGUCCGAUGUCGCCAUCUGUCAAUUCACUCUCUCGAGAUAUUGUUCCCAACAUGGCUUUCAAUGCACAAUCUUUUUUGCGACCUUUAAAGGUUUCUUCUCCAACAUCAUCUUUGCCUCCAACAAUGAAUAAGCUACCAGAUGAGCCAACAACAGAUAUCAAUGCCUCAAAACAAAAUGAUCAAGCGUGGAAGGCUGAUGAAAAGGAUUCAAAAGAAUCGUCUCAAAAAGAAAAUAAAAUGGAACCAGCAUCUUCUAUUAACAGUAAUUUUGAACCGUUAUCGCCCGAUACUUCUGAUUCUUCUGGACCACCCGUAUCUGCUGAGCCACUUGGUUCUCCGAGUCAAAUUUGCAAGCCACUUUUCUCAUUAAUUAAUCUUCCCGAAAACGAAUCAGAAAACCCGGAAGCACAACCAGCCUUAUUGUCAACAGAAUUAGUGGAGCUACAGAUUGAUUCAAGCGCGUCACUGAAUCAGUCUAUAGUACCACCAACAAUUAAUUCUUCAUCGAAACUACCGCCGCAACCAACUUAUGAACCACUUUCCGAUGAUGAAUGA
Dracunculus medinensis (Guinea worm) is the source of this 5514-nucleotide messenger RNA. The record is from the annotation of a GenBank genome assembly. Lineage: Eukaryota; Metazoa; Nematoda; Chromadorea; Rhabditida; Dracunculidae.